GGAGCGGACGUGCACGGUUCGGGAAGUCGCUGCCGUCACCGGCGCCACGACCGGGGCCGCCACCGGUGCCGCGGCCGCCAUGGAGGCGCCGCCCGCGCCCCCCGCCGCGCCCCCCGCGUCCUGCAGCGCGGCGCGGAGCCUGCAGGACGAGCUGACGUGCCCCGUGUGCCUAGAGUACUUCAACGAUCCGGUGCUGGUGGCCGAGUGCGGGCACAACUUCUGCCGCGCCUGCGUGACCCAGUGCUGGGAGGACUCGGCGCGGCGCCUCUGUUGCCCGCAGUGCCGCGAGCCGGUCCCGCAGCGCCUCUUCCGCCCCAACCGCUCCCUCGGCAACAUCGUGCACAUCGUUCGCCAGCUGGGGCUGCCGCCGGGGCCCGCCGAGCCGCCGCCGGGGCCGCCCGCGCCCGCGCCGCCGCUGCCCGCGUCCGCCCCGUCUGGCCCGCCGGGACCGCCGCGCUGCCCGCGCCACGGGGAGCCGCUGCGGCUCUACUGCGUACAGGACCGGCGGGCCGUGUGUGUCGUGUGUCACCUGUCCCGCGAGCACCGCGCCCACACCGUGCUGCCCGCCGAGGAGGCGGCCCACGCCGCGGAGGAGGUGCCCCAGGAGCACUUGAGCUCCCUGAGGAAAGGACGUGAAGAGGCCAAGGCCGAGCGGGAGCGGCAGAGCGAGGAGCUGCUGAAGCAGACAGAGGUGGAGCGGCAGAAGAUUGUGGCUGAGUGCAAGGAGCUGCGGGCGUUCCUGGAGGAGAAGGAGCAGCUCCUGCUCUCCCGGCUGGAAGAGCUAGAGAGGGACAUCGGGCGCCGAAGGGACGAGAGUGUAGCCCGGCUGGCUGAGGACAUUGCCCAGCUGGACAAGCUCCUGGCAGAGCAGGGCGGGGACGGUGGGACAGGGAACACACCUGGCGAGGGUGUCAUCCCGGCUGGGAGCAGCCUGGAGAGCUGGAUAUUCCUCAAGCCUGAGCCCGGCUUUUCUGAGCUGGAGAAGAAGCUGAAGAGCUUUUCCCAGAAGAGUGCAGUGCUCAAGGAAGUGUUGCUGGAAUUCAAGGAGAACCUGCGCUUUGAGCUGGAGAACGACACAGGCGAUCUCUCCCUGGACCCUGACACGGCCAACCCCUACCUGGUGCUGUCGGAGGACAAGCGGAGUGUGCGGCUCCGCGGGGCCCCCCAGGAGCUGCCGGCUCAUCCCAAACGCUUCGACUAUGCCUUCUGCGUCCUGGCCUCCGAGGGCUUCUCUGCCGGCCGCCACUACUGGGAAGUGGAAGUGGGAGAUGGGGAGAGCUGGGUGCUGGGAGCCGCUCGCGAGUCUGUGCGCCGCAAGGAGAAGGUUGACUUCGCCCCCGAGGAGGGAAUUUGGGCGGUGGGGCUCAACUGGAAGGGCAAAAAUUGGGAUCAGUACCAGGCGUUCACCUCUCCCGAGACACCACUGUCCCUGUGUGAGCGGCCACGCAAGAUUGGGGUGUACCUGGACUAUGAGGGCGGGUGGGUGGCGUUCUACAACGCUGACAACAUGGCUCCCAUCUUCACCUUCACCGCCGCCUUCUCUGAGAGGAUCUUCCCAUUUUUCUGGCUCUUCUACGUGGGCUCCUCUCUGUCCCUCUGCAAUUGAGCCCGCCCCACUCUUGUGUGUUGUUCCCCUCUCCCCCAUCAUCCUUAAGUUUUCCUUGGCUUCCAAACAAAACGCCCCAAAUCCUCCCCUUGGUCAUUCAGGGGGACCUUUUUUUCCUGUUGCAGUUAAAAGUUUGGAGUCUUUUUACCCCCAGAAUCUUCCUCAGGGGGCAUUGUGUGGGUGAGGGGGGCUGCUUGAGUACCCCCUCCCAGUUACUGGUUGAACACCCCUGCAGUUCAUUUUGUGUUUUUCGUUAGAGUUGGAGCCCCAUGUAACAGGGAGAGGCCAAUCCCAUCCCACCUUGAACUGUAGCCAAAGCUUUGCAUUGUUCCUCCCCCCUAAAAUGCCAUGGGGGAAGGAGGGGUCUCCUCCCAGCCCCUCCAGUUUGGACACCAUUGCUUUGUGGGUCAUCUUUUAGCCAUCCCAUCCCCCCUGGGGAAAGGGCCAAGCCCAUCCUGCUGUCGCUGAGUGACCACCCCAUCUCCCCUAUUGCCCCCUCAUUUCUCUCCCUCCUCCCUGCCUUUUCCCCACGUUCUUGUGCCCCAAGUUCCCCCAUUGCCCUCCACGUCCCUCUUAGGCCCCCCAUCAGCCCCUCCCUUCUCGCUGUCUCCUCUCCCCCAUUGCCCCCCCAUUUCUCUCCUCAUCCCCCCAUCUCCCCCUUGCUUCCCGCAAACUCUGAGCCCCCAGAGCAUCGAGAUCCUGGCAAGGGGACAUGGAUAUUUGGGGCCACCCCAGACCCAGGCUGGGGUCUGCCGUGGGCUUUUGGGAGGCCGGGGGGAGUCCCUGUUCUAGGUGUGAUAUUGCCCUUGCCCGCUCCCCUCGUCCUCCCCCCACCCCCCCCGCUGUUUGUGUUCCUUGCCCUGUCACUGUUAGUGGGGAAAUAAAAGUUGCUGUGCAAAAAAAACCCUAAAACCUGAUAUUUUUG
This is a messenger RNA of Malurus melanocephalus (red-backed fairy wren), 2531 nucleotides long. RefSeq names its product E3 ubiquitin-protein ligase TRIM7-like. NCBI's taxonomy places the organism in Eukaryota, Metazoa, Chordata, Aves, Passeriformes, Maluridae. The coding region runs from base 80 to 1606 and encodes 508 amino acids. Gene Ontology annotation, molecular function: zinc ion binding; protein binding. The transcript has 7 exons. The record is from RefSeq and is a predicted model, not a curated record.